Messenger RNA from Oldenlandia corymbosa var. corymbosa, 2079 nucleotides. The record is from the annotation of a GenBank genome assembly. Lineage: Eukaryota; Viridiplantae; Streptophyta; Magnoliopsida; Gentianales; Rubiaceae.
GGAUUAAUGAGGUCUUUUUCUUGUUCAUUACCAUGUCUUAAAUGACCUUAUUAAACUUGAACAUUCCUUAUUCAAUGACACCCCAAGAAAUAAAAAGCUCGUCUGUUAGAUUGUUAAUGCUUAAAGAUGCAAAAUAUUUCCUGAUUUGUUAAAUGUCUGAAACCAUCAAGCAAUCCUCAAAUUUGAUAAUGGCUAAAGUAACAAUGAUUUUUUCUUUGGGCAUUAAAAUAUAUAAGGGGAAUUCUCUAAAGAUGAUGCAUAAAAAUCUAGGAUAUAUUAUCCAGAGGCCACGUUGUUCAUGAUUAUCUUACGUUGUAACUUCUUUUUCAUUACGAUAAUCAAGCUCUAACCAGACCAAUGAUAUCAUGAAAUGCGCGCAUCGCUUUCAAUGCCUCAGUGUGCUGAAAAAAAUGCAUCUUAAGAAAACUGCCAUAAAUUGAAAUCUUACCACUCAUGAAGUACAAGUAUGGUUUCUCCAAGAGAGGAAAAACAGAACCCAGAGUACCCAUUAUGGUGACUUCUGAUUCUAGCAAAACUGGUAGGGCGACAUGGAUAUAAAGAUCUUGAUUUCAUUGUUUCAUUGUGGUUUGUUCCCUGGAGUAAAAUCGUUCUAACGGGGCGAUUUUGACCGAAAAUUUCGAGGAGGAAAAAAUGCCAGCUGUUUGGUUUGCUUUGAAGAAAUCAUUGCAUUGCAAAACAGAAACAGCGGAUGUUCAUGAUCCAAAUGCAAGAGCAAAACAUUUGGCUAGAAUUCUUACCAAGAAAAGCAGCCGGUCCGGGUGUUCGAGGUCGAUUGCGAAUCUGAGAGAUGUUAUUCAUGGAAGCAAGAGGCAUAUGGAGAAGCCUUCAAUUUGCAGUCCAAGAUCCAUUGGGAGCAGUGAACUUCUGAACCCAAUAACACAUGAAGUUGUCCUCAGUAAUUCCACCUGUGAACUGAAAAUUACUGGGAAUGGAUUCUCAGAUGGAAAUUGUACCGAUAUUGGUAGCGAAAUGGGGUCUUCUACCUAUCUUGGAACCCUUAAACCUGGUACACCAGGCCCUGGGGGCCAUCAGAUGGUGCCAUAUUAUAAGGCUAAAGGUUUGGCUAGUCCUUUAAGGAAGUCAUCCGGUAACAUUUCCAGGAGGAGGAAUUCUGCAUUUGGUGGUUUGGGCCUAAAGCCAGCUUCAAGAUAUUCGUAUGGAGCAGAUUUUCAUGGUUUAACACCUUUAAUCUGCCAUAAAUGCGGGGAUCAAUUUGUAAAGCUAGAUGCAGCUGAAGAACAUCACCUCUCUAAACAUGCCGUUACUGAACUUAUAGAAGGAGAUUCUUCAAGGAAAAUUGUGGAGAUAAUUUGCCGGACAAGCUGGACAAAAUCUGAUAACAACAGUACUUCAGGAGGCAUAGAACGGAUUCUCAAAGUCCACAACAUGCAAAAGACAAUAGCUCAGUUUGAGGAUUACAGGGAAGUAGUGAAGAUAAAAGCCAACAAACUACCCAAGAAACACCCUAGGUGUAUGGCUGAUGGCAACGAGUUGCUAAGAUUCCACGGUACAACUGUUGAAUGCGCUCUUGGCACGAGCGGAUCGAGCUUAUGUACAUCGAAGAAUUGCACAGUUUGUCGAAUCUUAAGACAUGGUUUUUCGACAAUUAGGGAACUAAACAAGGACAGUGUGGGCGUCUUCACAGCUUCUACAAGUAGUAGAGCAUUCGAGUCAAUUCAAGUUCCGAGUAUUGGUAAUCCUUCCCUGAAGAAGGCUUUAAUAGUUUGCAGAGUUAUAGCUGGCAGGGUACAUAGGCCUCUGGAAAAUGUUCAAGAAUUGGUUGGUCAAUCAGGAUUUGAUUCCUUGGCUGGGAAAGUUGGUGUAUAUUCAAAUAUUGAGGAACUGUUUUUACUCAAUGCCAAAGCCCUUCUUCCUUGCUUUGUAGUAAUUUGCAAGUCAUAGGAGUAAGAGGAUCAUUGUUUUGUAAAACUUUGUGUAAGAUUUUCAAACUGUAUUGUAUUAAAUUAUAUAACUGGAGAAAAAUGGGUUUCUGAUUUUUAAAGGCCUUUGUCAUUUUUUGUGUCAAUAUAAUGGACUAUCAAGUGUACUUGUUUUUUC